UAGGGCGAGUCAUAUGACCCGCUGGGCUUCCUGGCUCUGGCCGUCGCAGCCGCCUGCUUGUGUCCGCCCGAGUCGCGCCGGGGGGCCCGCCGAGGAGCCGUUGGCGGGUUCGGGGCCGAUAUCCGCUCGUGGGAAGCAGUGUCCGCCGUCGUCCGCGCCCGUCCCCGCUCGCUGCCGGCCGCCGCCAUGCUGGCGCUCAUCUCCCGCCUGCUGGACUGGUUCCGUUCGCUCUUCUGGAAGGAGGAGAUGGAACUGACGCUCGUGGGGCUGCAGUACUCGGGCAAGACCACCUUCGUCAAUGUCAUCGCGUCAGGUCAAUUCAGUGAAGAUAUGAUACCCACAGUGGGCUUCAACAUGAGGAAAGUAACUAAAGGUAACGUCACAAUAAAGAUCUGGGACAUAGGAGGACAACCUCGGUUCCGGAGCAUGUGGGAACGGUAUUGCAGAGGAGUCAAUGCUAUUGUUUACAUGAUAGAUGCCGCAGAUCGUGAAAAGAUAGAAGCCUCUCGAAAUGAACUCCAUAAUCUUCUAGAUAAACCACAGCUACAAGGAAUUCCGGUACUAGUACUUGGAAACAAGAGAGAUCUCCCAAAUGCCUUGGAUGAGAAACAGCUAAUUGAAAAAAUGAAUCUGUCUGCUAUUCAGGAUAGAGAAAUUUGCUGCUAUUCAAUUUCUUGCAAAGAAAAGGAUAAUAUAGAUAUCACACUUCAGUGGCUUAUUCAACACUCAAAAUCCCGAAGAAGCUGAGACAUCCUCUGGCGUCUUCCAGUCCUUCUUGGCUAUAAUCCUAGAACUACUGUCCGUUCCUCUGAAGUACUUCCCAGAACAUGGUCCUUCCUAAACCCAAGAAAUUGCCUUUCUCAGAGUUUCUUUCUCAUGUGCACUGCUAAAGAUGUCUAUUCCUAUUCUUCAUAACAAAUCGGCUGGAGUUGUCAUGAUAAAGUCAGCACACACUAAAAGGCCUCACACACUUGUCUAAUGUGGAGAGGUCCUCUUUCCUUUCUUUUUUAAAAAACACCCACAUUUUGACCAUCUUAAAGUUAAGAAAAUUGCAUAUUACCCUUCUGGUCUUUCUGGGCCAGAUUUUUGUAUUGAUUUUCAGUAAAUGUCUACCUAUUUCAUUACAGAGUCCAGUAUCUUAUACUGGUACUGACUUGAUGCAGCAUGGAAUUCCUAGUGCCACACACAGUAUUUAGAAAAACUUCAAGCCUGACUCGUGGGAUAUAAACAUGUUUAUCUCCUCCCACACAUGCAUGUGAAAUGUAGAGUUACACUGUAGGAAUAAUUGGUCUGCCAAGAGUUAGCAGAGGUGCCAGGUCAGCACAGUGGGCUCCUUACACUGGAGACUUCAUACCUGGUAAAUUUUAAACAUUCUGCUUUUUGGGACUCCUUUGUCACCAGAUCCAUUUGGGGAGAUGGGAAGAGUUACAACAUGCUCUUUUGUAUCUAUCCAGAUCAUUAGUUUUCUUCCCCCUUUUAACACACUUUUUUAAAGGGAUGGGAAUUGAAGAUUUUUUCAAAAGCUUUCAUGAAUUUAGAGCAUUCCAGCUCGUGUAAUAAACCCGUUAAGCGUGUCUGACUUUGUAAACACAUGUCUGUUCUUUGUCUCCAGACAUCCGCCCUGUGCUACUGCAUGACACCCGUAACUCCUGACUCUUUAUAUCUAGUCAUGAAGUUGACUUUCAGCACAAAGGAUACUUAGAAACAAAUUCUUAUUUUUUCUUACCAAUGUGAGGCUUGGCACUCUUUUCACUGGUGCCACUAGGCUUCUUGAUUGUGACAACUCUAGACCUGCCUGCUUAAUCUAAUCAUGCGCAAUGUCUACAGGUUGUUUAAUGAUUGGCCACGCAGAGAACCGAGGAACCAAUGCUGUUUAUUGUUUGCUUCUAUGAUACAGAACUGUACAAAAACUUACAUUGAACAUAUUUUGUAGCUUAGCUAUCUCCACUUACAUAAAGGGACAUAUUAAUACUGGUUCAUUUGUAAGUUGUUACUCAUGCUGAUGUAGUGAUAAAACCCUGUGGUUACACCUGCUUCUGUAUUGCCUCACACUGUGUGUGACUUGUCUCUUCUGUUAAGCAGCACUAUGUCGGCAGUACAUACUCAGAUAUGUUGAGCACUCCAAGUGUAGUCAACAGUAAGUUCUUUUAAUGAAUACCGUUUAAUUUAUAGACUGCCACGGCCUUAAAAAUAUUCUGUACAAAUAACUGCACUGUGUUGCACAGACACUACUUGUUUUCUUCAUUCAUAUUUUUAUUGAGUAGAAUCUGGGCUUUACAGUUCUCAUUUUAUUCAUGGAAGCAUGUUGCACUCUUCCCAGAGGAUGGGAUGGGUGGUUUGAAGGAAGGGAUGUUUAAACUUGCUCAUGUAGCCCAACAAUGGUCACUGUGAACCAUUUUAAAGAAUGUGGCAACUUGCUUGUGCCUAAGUGGAGGGAUUGGAAUCAGAAUGUGUAACUAAGUGGUACUGCAUAGGUUUUUGUUAAUUGACCUAUAGCUAAACCUUAAAAUGUUUGUGUGUCUUUUCAUUGCUUUGCAGCAUUUCAGGACAUCUAAAAGCUACUACCAACAUUUUCCUGUGCAUAACCUCUGCAUGUGAAAACCUAACAGUUACUGAACUUUGUAAAUACGUAAAUUUUUUUAUUUAGGCGUGGAUGCAUUUUUCAUCUGUUGACUGCUCUUCUCAGCUUUAUUCAAUAAACUUGCAUUUUGAGGGUUGCAUUGACAGUUUUACCUUAAAAUGUGCAUCCUGAUGAAGGUGCAGUUCUUGGGAAUGGAGUGGAGAGAGAAUUACUUGAGAAGGGCUCCACAGGCCACGUGCUGGAAAGAAGCUGUCGUCUCACUUGUCAGAGGAUCCGGUUCGUGGGAUGAACUCAGAAUAAAAUUUUACAGUAUCUACCUAAUUGGUACUUGUUGAAAGAGGAUUCUAUUAGUAAUAAACAGUAGUGGCACUUUGUGGGUGAGCACUGAGGAUCGAGCCUCAUCAGUGCUAGGUAGGCACUCUGAUACCACCCAGCCAAUACCCUUUCUCUUCUACCCACAAAUUUAGGACUUUUCGGUGGUAGGCUAGUGAGGAAUUUUAUUAUUCAGUUUAUCUAAAAAACUUAUAUUGCCAGGAUUUGAAUCUAGGCUCUUGUGUAUUCUAGGAAAGCCCUCAACCACAGAGCUACAUCCCAGCCUUACAAAAAAAUAAAAAUAAAAA
Alexandromys fortis (reed vole) is the source of this 3201-nucleotide messenger RNA. RefSeq names its product ADP ribosylation factor like GTPase 8B (gene Arl8b). Gene Ontology annotation, molecular function: GTP binding; GTPase activity. The record is from RefSeq and is a predicted model, not a curated record. Gene Ontology annotation, biological process: protein transport; anterograde axonal transport. Bases 187 to 747 code for a protein of 186 amino acids. Gene Ontology annotation, cellular component: lysosomal membrane. The transcript is spliced from 7 exons. NCBI's taxonomy places the organism in Eukaryota, Metazoa, Chordata, Mammalia, Rodentia, Cricetidae.